CAGUGAGGCAGUUAGCAUCGCGCACGCACGUCGCAAGGUACCGUAGGCGGUUAGGUAGGGAAGUGCAGGAUCCCGGCGGUGGCAGGACUGGUGUAUCGGUGGCUUCGGUGGGGUUUGUACGUGCGUGUGCGCGUCCGUCAGUGUAUACGUGUGUGCGUGUUUUGUUGCCGCUGCGAUGCGUCUGCUAAAUAUCGAGUGGCCGUUAUCGUCCUCGUCGUCGUCGUCGUCGUUCUCGUCGUCGUCGUCGUCAUCGUCCUCGUGCUCGAUUUCGCGUUGUGCGUGAAAAUACGAGCAACAGCCCGGAGAUCCGUCAGCUGUUCGCGGGGCAACGGAUUGUCAUCGGCGCGAAACGGAGCGGGGAAAGCGAGCGAGCGAGCGGUGAAGGAACGGAAAACGAGCGAGCCGAGGCUCCAGCCAGCUGAAGUUAGUCGCGAGACGACGAGGGGCGGAACAAGUAGGUAGUGCGCGUGUGUGUGUGUUGGUCGGCGGUGGUCGUCGUGCAGCAUCCGCGUGCGAGCGUGAUCUCGACGGGGAAAACGAUGGCGUAAAUCUCUUUGAUAACGAAAGAGAGAGAGAGAGAGAACGAAUAAACGAGGAGAAAGAGAGCAACGGAAGGAGCGAGAGGGAGAAGAGACGCGCGUCGCGUUCACGUAUAACGUUCGUGUCGUUGUGGUGGCCGUCGUGUCAAGUGAGGCAGCAACCGAUCGUCCGCGUCGAUUGUACAUAUAUAUCGUCGUCGCGCGAGAGGAGCGUAACAGCAAAACUCGCGUUCGUCGUGCUCGAGACAUCGUACGCGGUGGUGUGUGCAGUGUUGUUGGAAGAGGCAAGGAGCGAGGAAAAAAAAGAAACGAGUGAGGAGAAGAAAAAGUGCGGGAUUGUAACGCGCGUUCUCCUUCGUUCAUUGUUGUCGUCGACCCUGUUGCUAGUCGACCGCGCCACGCCGCGUCACGCCGUUUGUUUUGCAUCUGCGAGUUCGCGGAUACUCGCGAAGGUGGUGCCGAUCGACGCCAGGUAGCCAGCGCGGCGCGUCCUGACUGCAGCGAGGGAUAUAGUGUUACGAUGAUCAGUGACACGUGCGGAUACGUUCUGUUCCUGCUGCUGCUGUUGCUGGUUCCCUACAUCGAAAGCGCUCGCCGGUUGAACGAGUACAUCCGCCACUACGAAACGCUGUCAUAUCCCGUCGAGGAGGUCCAUCGAAGUCACCUGAGGGCGAAGAGGUCGAUCAAUCGCGAUAGUACCGUGACGUUGAAGUUCCGCGCGCACGGCAAAGACUUCCACAUUCGAUUAAAGCGAGAUUUGACAACAUUUAGUAACAAUCUAAUUAUUGAAGAAUCUACGGGAGAGAGGCAUCACGACAGCGUCUCCCACAUUUACCUAGGCAAUCUAGUCGGUGAGCCUGGUAGCCAUGUGUUCGGAAGUGUCAGUGAUGGAGUCUUCCACGGGAAGAUAGUAUCACCGAAGAGUGGUGCGUGGUAUGUGGAAAGGGCGCAUUACUACUUUCCGCCGCACGAGAUAAAUGAGACGUUGCAUUCUGUGAUCUAUCACGAGGAUGACGUCGGUGAUCCGUACGUGGACGUUCGACAAGGUGAUGGUGGUGGAUGUGGCAUUACUAAUAGUGAAGUGAUAGAAUGGAUGGAAAGAAUCCAGAAUUCUGCUUUGCCGGAUGAACCACCUAAGGUUUCAUCAACAAGCCAAAAGGAGCCAAAACCAAAUGUUCCACUCUGGAAUGGCGAUCGAGAGACUCCUGUCCACAAGUACAGCAGGGAAGCUAAUGAACCUAGUCAUCGUAGGUCACGAAGAGCGACCAGAUCGAAGGAGAACAAUACCUGUUCACUCUUUAUACAAACGGAUCCUCUUAUAUGGAGGCACAUUUCCGAACAGUUGCAUCACGACGUGGAGAAAACCAGAGAGGAAAUAUUGUCCUUGAUCGCUCACCACGUCACCGCUGUGAAUUACAUCUAUAGGGACACGAAGUUCGAUGGCAGAACAGAGCACAGGAACAUCAAGUUUGAGGUUCAACGAAUAAAGAUCGAUGACGAGACGGCGUGUACGCCUCAACAACCAUACAGUGAACCAAAUCCGUUCUGUUUGGAGAACAUCGACGUCAGUAACUUCUUGAAUCUGCACUCCCUUUCCAAUCACGAGGACUUCUGCCUCGCUUACGUCUUCACUUACAGGGACUUCACCGGAGGCACUCUCGGACUCGCCUGGGUUGCGUCCGCGUCAGGUGCGUCCGGUGGUAUCUGCGAGAAGUUUAAGACUUAUACUGAAACGGUAUCCGGCCUUUAUCAGUCCACUAAGAGAUCCCUCAACACCGGCAUCAUAACUUUCGUGAAUUACAACAGCCGAGUGCCGCCCAAAGUAUCGCAGCUGACUCUAGCACACGAGAUAGGCCAUAACUUCGGAUCACCGCACGAUUUUCCGCCGGAAUGCAGACCGGGAGGCUUGGACGGUAAUUACAUUAUGUUUGCCUCAGCGACGAGCGGAAAUCGACCGAACAACAGCAAGUUUUCAAAGUGCAGCAUUGGCAAUAUCAGUAACGUCCUAGAUGCUAUCGAGGAUAAUAAGAAGAGGAACUGUUUCACUGGGGCAUUUUGCGGAAACAAGAUUGUCGAGGCUGGCGAGGAGUGCGAUUGCGGAUACGAUGACAACGAAUGCGUGGACAAGUGCUGUUAUCCCAGACAAGUGUCCGAACUGGAUAAAAUUAAAAAUGACACGGCGAAAGGCUGCAACAGGAAAUAUGGAACACAAUGCAGUCCUAGUCAAGGACCGUGCUGUUCGAGCGAAACGUGCCAGUUUGUACCCUUCUCCAAUAGAGUCCAAUGUAGAGCUGAAUCGGACUGUAGUUAUAAUUCUACCUGCAGCGGAAGAUCGUCCGAAUGUCCAGCGCCACUACCAAAAGCCAAUAAGACUAGAUGCAACGAGGGCACUCAAUUAUGCAUCAACGGGGAAUGCACCGGAUCUAUUUGUCUGGAGUGGAAUCUAACAGAGUGCUUUUUAACAAGCAGUAUUAUACCGAACAUCGACAAGCGAAAGCUCUGCGAAUUAGCCUGUCAAAAUGGCACCGAUGCAUCGACAUGUCGUGGUACAAGCGAGUUUGCGCACAUGGUAGGAUUACCCGAAGGUGGUAUGAGUCUCCGACCUGGUUCACCUUGCGAUAAUUUUCAGGGUUACUGCGAUGUUUUCUUGAAAUGUCGAGCUGUCGACACGGAGGGACCUCUUGCGAGAUUGAAAAAUCUAUUGUUCAACAAAGAAACUUUAUCCUCGGUAGCGCAAUGGAUAACUGAGUUUUGGUGGGCGGUGCUAUUGAUGGGUAUAGCUUUCAUCAUAUUUAUGGGAUUAUUUAUCAAGUGUUGUGCCGUACACAUUCCUUCCACUAAUCCUAAAAAGCCACCUGCGAGACGCAUCAGUGAUACCUUAACAAGACCGAUGAAUACCCUUAGAAGAAUGCGACAUCCACAUGGUGGAGGUGGAGCUGGGCCAAGAAGUAUACCCCCAAGACCAAGCCAAGGUGGACACGGAACACGUGGACCCUCUCACGGUUACGGAGAGGGUAGAGGUGCUCAGUAUUAUCCGAAAGGCUAUCGCUCGGUUCCCACAGCUAGUGCGCCACCAAAUAGCGGGUCAGCAGACAACUACAGCCGUUCCAAUCACCCAGAGCUGUACGCCGGCGCCUAUUCGGGCUCCGGGGGAGGGGGGAGGGGCGCAGCCUAUGAGAUGAGGCAUCACAACAAGGUGUGACGAUCCUAGGAUGUCACGGACUAGGACCAGCAGUCGCGGCGUUGCAUCACGGGUCGUUGUGUGAAACGAUUGCCAAACGCGAAGAGAGAAUCGAUCCAUGCCACGUAAGGAGCGCGACGACUAUGUCUCAUAACUGAAGUCGAAGCAAUAAUGACGAGAUAUGCAGCGCAAUGGAGUCGAACAGAUUGAGAGGUCCGACACGAUACGCGCUUUUACCUGAAUUGCGUUUACAUACCUUCAUAUAUCGUGCAAAAGUGCCGCACGUAUUACUUGUAGAUACAAAGAAAGUAUGCGUCGGUGAUCAUCAAAUUGAUCUCUCAUUUUGUAUCGGUUCGGUAGAUGUGAUUUUUUGCAAAGACUAACGCUGCGAACGGCGACUCGGAAGAUCAAAUUGACAAAAGUUACGAUAAUAAAGUAACGGAGUAUAUAUUAUAUAUAUAUUUAAAGUAUUGAGUACUGAGAAUUUUAUAUAU
Nylanderia fulva is the source of this 4214-nucleotide messenger RNA. RefSeq names its product zinc-dependent metalloprotease kuz (gene kuz). The record is from RefSeq and is a predicted model, not a curated record. NCBI's taxonomy places the organism in Eukaryota, Metazoa, Arthropoda, Insecta, Hymenoptera, Formicidae. Gene Ontology annotation, molecular function: metalloendopeptidase activity. Gene Ontology annotation, biological process: membrane protein ectodomain proteolysis; Notch signaling pathway. Gene Ontology annotation, cellular component: plasma membrane.